AUGGCCGUUCGCGAGAGGACGCCCGACAGCCGGCGGAUGUCAAGACCCAUGGCCGACGCGACGGCAGAGACGACGUCUGCCACAGCUGGCAGCAGUGGUAAUGGACUCCGAAAGCGACGCGGCUCGACGUCGUUUGACGAGCAUCGGAACAGCUUCUCGAGCAUUGCGUCGCUCAAUGCCGCGAACAACAUAUACGACCGUGUGAAUGCAGGUGGCGCAGCCUCGACAGGUAGCCCGGCAGCCGCCUUCCGACGCCGCAGCUCCAACUUUUCCGACUACAGCCAGGAUGCACGCGAUCUUCUGAAUCCCCGUCCGCUCGCUGGAUCUGCCGAGUUGUCGCAGCAUCAGGAGCCAACAAGCAGUUGGGACUCCCUGCCCUUGGCAUUCGCGCUGCUGCCGGCCUUGGGCGGCCUAUUUGUCAAGGGAGGCGAUUCCUUUGUGUCCGACUUGAUGCUGCUCGCCAUCGGCGGCAUCUUCCUCCAUUGGAGCGUUACGCAGCCUUGGUCCUGGUAUCAUGAUUCUCAGCAAAUUCGCGAAGAACACGAAGCGAACGCAGAUUUUGCGGUCGAGAUCGACUCUGAUAUCGAAGAUUGCGACGCCGAAGAGGACCUACCACCUCCUGUUCCCCUGGGCGAUUUGCAAGAAGAGGAGGAGGAGGGCGCAGAGAACGCGAAAAAAGACGCCAAGACGGACGACGGCAACUCCACAUCGCCGGCAAAGGCUGACAAGACGGAGAACAAUGGGCCAAAGCCGCCUACGCCGGACGAGCGGGUUGCUGCAUUCAACAAAAAGCAGCGCGAGAAGCGCCUGGAGGACCGCAAGGCGUUUCAAAAGCGACAAGAAACAGCACUAAAAGAGCUGUACCGCCAUGAAACUUUGGCUCUGCUGUCAUGCUUUGCGGCUCCCAUUGCCGGAGCGUACCUUUUGCAUGCAUUGCGCAGCCAGCUGACCCGUCCUUCAGAGGGUCUUGUGUCCAACUUCAAUCUGGCCGUGUUCAUCUUGGCGGCCGAACUUGUGAAAUCCCGGACCCUGCACUUGCAGCGCAUCGUGCACGUCAACCCCUACCGUGAAGAGGAAGAGCGGUACCGCGAGCGGCGCGCGCUGGAGGAGCAAGAGCAAAACGAGCAGUUGGCCGAUCUGCUGCACCGCUUCGAGAGCCUUGAACAGCAAACCAAAGCCGCGGUCGCCGAGGCCGCGUCCGCGGCAGCAUCAACCUCCACUUCAAAGCCCACAUCCACACACCACACGUCGUCCACGCCCACUUCCUACUUCCCUUUGCCAACGUCGCCUCCGUCUCCGCCCUCGCCCAUCAACAAUGGCUCUGCAAGCUCGCCAGACGACAUUGGCCGGGCCAGUGCCAGUGCAAAGGUCAUGCAUCGCAGCCCGUCCGACACGAAGCGCGAGCGUGAUCAACUAAUGCGUGAAGUUCGCGCCCAGUUGCAGCCCGAGCUCGAUACGCUUGCCCGGGCGCUGCGGCGUACACACAAGCAGCAGACACUGCUCGAGAGUCAGGUCGUGGCCAAAUUUCGCGCAACGGACCAGAGGCUGGCCGAUGCCAUGGCGCUGGCUUCGGCAGCAGCGGGGAGCGCGCGGACUCCGUUUCGCAGCCGCCGCCUGUCCGCUACACCCACAUCGAUCACUCUGUCCCCGGGUAGUCUUGCAGAAGCCAUGUGGACGACUAUCCUCUGGGCCUCUGAGGCAAUUCUAGAGCUGCUGCUCUUCAUCCCACGCCGUGUCAUGAUAGCCACUGCAGCAGUGAUGACGUUUCCCAUCUGGGUGCUGCAGAGCAUGCUCGGUGCACUAGGUCUUGGUGGCACCAGCAACAGUGACAAUAAAAAAACGAGUGGUGCAAGAGAGACUCGUUCUCAGGACAGCAAAAACGACCGAUCGCUGGCCUCGUCGUCCGGAUCGUCCACCAGUUUUGGCGACAGCUCUCUUCGUUUCGGCAAGAAUGCCGGGGCAGACACUAAAGUCGUUCGCGAUCUCGACUAUGAAUACACUGCCAUGUCGACUCCCAAGGUUCGGCAGAACCGGUUCGGAUUGGCAUGA
Sporothrix schenckii 1099-18 is the source of this 2049-nucleotide messenger RNA. RefSeq lists its product as uncharacterized. The record is from RefSeq and is a predicted model, not a curated record. NCBI's taxonomy places the organism in Eukaryota, Fungi, Ascomycota, Sordariomycetes, Ophiostomatales, Ophiostomataceae. Bases 1 to 2049 code for a protein of 682 amino acids. The transcript is spliced from 3 exons.